Molecule: messenger RNA, 2045 nt
Organism: Quercus robur (English oak)
Lineage: Eukaryota; Viridiplantae; Streptophyta; Magnoliopsida; Fagales; Fagaceae
Product: sodium-dependent phosphate transport protein 1, chloroplastic
Exons: 10
Coding region: 31-1665 (544 amino acids)
Biological process (GO): transmembrane transport
Molecular function (GO): transmembrane transporter activity
Source: RefSeq, a predicted model, not a curated record
UUUUAAAAAUCCUCGAGCUCUCUCUGCGCAAUGAACUGUUCACUUUCUAACACCAUGAGCGCCAGAGCUCUACUCUCUUCUCUAUCACUCACACCCAUAACCCCACCCGAUAUUUCGGCCCAAAAGCGGAACCACUGUCUCGGUUUCAAACACAAAUACCCGUUUCAUUUGCGGAUCCGUGUCCGGUUAUCCUCACAGUCACAGCAAGAACGUUGCCAUGUGAACUUCCGGGUCUCGGCUCGAAGUAGUUCGGGCCAGAGGGGAGGUGGGAAAGUCCGGGCCGAUGUUAAAUCGGAGCCGUACGAUAUAUCGGAAUCGGUGAAGUUUGAGGAGGCUAAGGACGGUGUCGUGUUGGGGAAGAAGGAGUUGGAGUUGGAUAGUGAGAGUGAGAUUGAGAGUUCAGUUCCUUGGUGGGAACAGUUUCCAAAAAGAUGGGUCAUUGUCGUUUUGUGUUUCUCAGCCUUCCUUCUCUGCAAUAUGGAUAGAGUGAAUAUGAGUAUUGCUAUACUUCCAAUGUCAGCAGAGUUCAAUUGGAACCCAACCACAGUCGGUUUGAUACAAUCUUCUUUUUUCUGGGGCUACCUCCUUACUCAGAUUGCUGGUGGCAUAUGGGCAGACACAGUAGGUGGAAAGAUGGUCUUGGGAUUUGGUGUGGUUUGGUGGUCAAUUGCUACAAUUCUCACUCCUAUUGCAGCUAAAAUUGGUUUGCCUUUCCUACUUGUUGUUCGCGCUUUCAUGGGGAUUGGCGAGGGUGUUGCUAUGCCUGCCAUGAACAAUCUUUUGUCAAAAUGGGUUCCUGUAGCAGAGAGAAGUAGAUCAUUAGCACUGGUGUACAGUGGGAUGUACCUUGGAUCAGUCACUGGCCUGGCCUUUUCACCAUUUUUAAUACAUCAGUAUGGAUGGCCAUCAGUCUUCUUCUCCUUUGGCUCCCUAGGAACGGUUUGGAUUGCAGUGUGGCUAAGCAAGGCACAUAGUUCUCCUCUUGAUGAUCCUGAACUGCGGCCUGAAGAAAUGAAGCUGAUCAUGACCAACAGCGUUUCUAAAGAACCUGUUAAAACAAUACCUUGGAGACUGAUCUUGUCAAAGGCACCUGUGUGGGCCCUAAUAGUGUCUCAUUUCUGUCACAAUUGGGGGACAUUUAUUCUUCUAACAUGGAUGCCAACAUACUAUAACCAAGUCCUGAAGUUCAAUCUUACAGACUCGGGGCUUGUUUGUGUUUUGCCCUGGCUUACAAUGGCAUUUUCUGCAAAUUUUGGAGGAUGGAUUGCAGAUACACUUGUUAGCAAAGGUUUAUCUGUUACAAGGGUUCGUAAGAUCAUGCAAACAAUUGGUUUUCUUGGUCCUGCUUUCUUCCUAACUCAGUUGAGCCAUGUUAAUUCCCCUGCAAUGGCUGUUUUAUGUAUGGCAUGCAGUCAGGGUACUGAUGCAUUCUCACAGUCUGGUCUAUAUUCAAACCAUCAAGAUAUUGCCCCUCGAUAUUCUGGAGUAUUGCUUGGUCUGUCCAACACUGCUGGAGUGCUGGCAGGUGUAUUUGGAACAGCAGCCACAGGCUACAUCUUGCAACAUGGUUCAUGGGACGAUGUUUUCAAGGUUUCUGUUGGGCUCUACUUGUUUGGCACUGUAGUCUGGAACCUUUUUUCAACUGGGGAGAAGAUCUUGGAUUAAUAGAUAUUUGAUCUUUCAUAUGCGGCAGUUCAAUCCUGAGAUAAUACAGAAGAGUACGUUGAACAAUUAUAAAUGGUUGAAAGAUAUGAAAGAAAGAUAUUAACAUUGAAGAAGGCAAGAUCAUAUUUUAUUAAAUGAUAUUCUUGUGCUUGAAGAUUAGCAAAAAAAAACUUCACAUGGAGCAUGGAGCUUGAACUCAUAAAGAAUAAACUGCCCCAUUUCUUGGAGUUCGAUAUACGUACGCAAUUUAGUGGCAUCUCAAUAGAGGAAGGAUCAAUAUAUAAAACAACCCCAACAGAGCCUGUAAAUGUUGUAUUCAAACUAACACAUCAAUUUUGUGAUUUGUUGAGUAUAUAAUUUAUAUAAUACUGUUUCACCAA